This is a messenger RNA of Lolium rigidum, 840 nucleotides long. RefSeq names its product trafficking protein particle complex subunit 4-like. The record is from RefSeq and is a predicted model, not a curated record. The transcript is spliced from 4 exons. Gene Ontology annotation, biological process: endoplasmic reticulum to Golgi vesicle-mediated transport. Gene Ontology annotation, cellular component: TRAPP complex. Lineage: Eukaryota; Viridiplantae; Streptophyta; Magnoliopsida; Poales; Poaceae. The coding region runs from base 140 to 571 and encodes 143 amino acids.
UUUAGGCUCGAACAAUAAUUACUGUGACAGACCAAGUAAUCCAUAUCCUCCGAAGAUGGGCUAUCAUCGCAAAUGUUUAUAGCAAGUUGGAAACACUGGUGACGAAAACGAGCUGAUAGGCUUCCCCUUCUUUCUCACUAUGGCGACGGUGGCAAUUUACAGCCUUUUCAUCAUCAACAAGUCUGGUGGCCUUAUACACUACAAGGACUAUGGUUCAGCAGGGAGAAUGGACACCAACGACAGUCUACGGUUGGCAAGUCUCUGGCAUUCAAUGCAUGCUAUCUCACAGCAGUUAUCCCCUACCCCUGGCUGUAAUGGCAUUGACCUCCUACAAGCCCACAACUUCGACCUUCAUUGCUUCCAAUCUCUCACAGGGACAAAAUUCUUCGUUGUAUGCGAAACAGGCGCUCCGAACAUGGAAUUUUUGCUGAGAACGAUUUACCAGCUCUACACGGAAUUUGCCUUGAAGAAUCCGUUCUAUGAGAUGGAGAUGCCGAUUCGGUGUGAGCUCUUUGAUUUCAACCUAGCUCAAGUUAUCCAGAAGGAUCGAGUCGCGCUUCUGGGCCGGUGAAACAUGUCAAAGAAAAAUACUUUGAACCAUCUUUUCAAAUAUUCUGAUUCUUGUAGUGGCUGCUGCCCUUCAGUUUGUUCAGCCAGAGAAACCUUUUUUUUUUCCUUUGAAUGUAUUGCUGAUAACAAAUGGCGUGAGUGCCGUUUUGCUCAAUCGUGCGUCUGUAAAUUGGUUCGGCGGUGUUGAGUUGCAACAUUUCACGGAGACAAAUGUUCAGCUUGGACUUCCAAUUCUCCAUCGUUUGACAGGAUGAUGCUAUGUGCACGUGC